GUAGCAGUAUGACCAAAUACACUGAAAAACUGGAAGAGAUCAAAAGAAAUUACAGAUACAAGAAAGAUGAGCUCUUCAAGAGACUGAAAGUGACUACUUUCGCCCAGCUGGUAUGUUCUGUCCUUAAACUGCAUUUUUCCUGGUCUGAUGAAAACUCAGAAGUACCAUGUGAGGAAAAUCAGAAGUUUGACGAAGGCGAUGCUGCUCCUUCAGAUAACAGCCCUGACAUGGCGGCAGAGACCAAUGGCAAAAGCAGCCCUGGUGACAAACCAGCCAGUCCCAUCCUGUUCAUAAACAACACCGGUGCCGGGGAGUCGUAUCGUUCCACCCUACAGAGUGGCGUGGGUGAGCUGGACCUGGGGAGAGGCCCGAAGAAAGAACGGAAACUUUGCAAAGACAGACCUUACCCCGACUGCCCCUACCUGCUGCUGGACGUGCGAGAGCGAGAUGCGUAUGAGCAGUGCACACUAGUGGGAGCUUACUCCUACCCAAUCGCCACGCUAUCCAGAACCAUGAAUCCCUAUACGAAUAACAUUUUGGAAUACAAAAACGCUCACGGAAAGAUCAUCAUUCUGUACGACGACGACGAGAGAGUAGCCAGCCAAGCUGCCACCACCAUGUGUGAAAGGGGUUUUGAAAACUUGUUCAUGCUCUCUGGAGGUCUCAGAGUCGUCGCCCAGAAGAUCCCCGAAGGCCUGGUGACUGGCACAUUUCCUGCCUCUUGCCUAUCGGCCGGCCAGCCGGGGACCGCCCGGAAAAGAGCCACUCCCAGGCAGCCCCUCCCCCCGCCCGCUGAGAAUAAGGAGAUUACAGCAGAGGAUCUACAAAAGAUACAGUACUACCUAGAAGAGGAGCAACUUCCUACAGAUUCCGCAACCCGUCUUAGCCGUGGUUCUUCAGGUCGAGACUCCAAAGCCACCGCUGUGAGGAGCAGUCAGAACCUGCCCACCACCACCACAACGGUGGCUCUCUCCACCCGUUCCCUCAGCAGCAGCAGCCUGCAAAGCAGGCCCUGGAGAUAGACGUUUCCCACUCAAUAAAAGAGAGUCCCUCUUCCUGGGGCCCUUUGAUCACUACAGCCAGUCUUUCGCUUUUAGGAAGGUGAUGUGCACGGGACAGAGAGGGGCGGAAGAGCAAAUGUGGGCAAGGUAUGGAAUAGGAGAGGGGGAAACGCCACGGGCCAGGGACCUUUGGAGCAGAAAAGAAGCGCAGGGUGGGAAGGAAACAGGUUAACCUUAUCUAAACCUCCCAGCUAAGACUCUGGUUGGUGUUUGUCAUUGCCUCCCCCACCCCUAAAGGUGGAGGAGAUGGGAUUUCC
Molecule: messenger RNA, 1318 nt
Organism: Lacerta agilis (Sand lizard)
Lineage: Eukaryota; Metazoa; Chordata; Lepidosauria; Squamata; Lacertidae
Gene: CEP41
Product: centrosomal protein 41
Biological process (GO): protein polyglutamylation; cilium assembly
Cellular component (GO): ciliary basal body
Source: RefSeq, a predicted model, not a curated record